UUCAGACGAUGAAGGCAUUAUCUCAAGCUCGGGUUUUUAUUGAGUUUUUACCCAAGUCGGAGCUCUGUGACUGUGAGCCUACUUCAACAGCGAUACUACGCCGUUUUUCUUCCUUGAGAGAUUUCAAUGUUAAUAAUGGUGAAGAGGAUGGUAGAUACGGCAACAACUAUCAGAACCUUCAGAGCCAAUGCCCAAUAGGCCUUUAAGGGGAGGUAGACAAUUUUGUCAUCAAAUUGAUCAACCUCAACACUCUCAAACUCACUUAAAUAACACUGGCAGAGCUCGUCCUCAACCAUCCAAGAUUGCUGAUGAUGUUCAAUCAAACGAGAAUUUCCUGGAAAAAUUCAAAUUUUCUGUUGAGAAGAAGGCAGAAAAGCCCUCACAAAAUCAUACACCAACAGCAACACAACACAAGAUUGAGCCUCCACAAGACGCGGACGAGAUCUUCAAGAAAAUGAAAGAGACGGGUCUUAUUCCAAAUGCUAUUGCUAUGCUUGAUGGACUCUGCAAAGACGGUCUUGACCAGGAAGCUAUGAAACUGUUUGGUUCGAUGCAGGAAAAAAGCACCAUUCCUGAAGUUGUUAUUUACCCUGCCGUUGUUGAUGGCUUUUGCAAGGCUCAUAAAUUAGAUGAUGCCAAGAGGAUCUUUAGGAAAUUGCAGACCAAUGGCAUCUCUCCUAAUGCCUUCAGUUAUGGUGUGUUAAUUCAAGGUUUAUGUAAUGCUAACAAGUUCGAAGGUGCUAGUGAUUAUUGUAUUGAAACGUUAGAAGCUGGUCAUUCUCCGAAUGUUACUACUUUUGUUGGAUUGGUUGAGGGGUUUUGUGGGGAGAAAGGUGUUGAAAAAGCUCAGAGUGCUAUUGCAACGUUGAGACAGAAGGGAUUUCUUGUUAAUAAGGAAUACUUGGACAAAAAAGCUCCUUUUUCGUCAUCAGUUUGGGAAGUAAUCUUUGGGAAGAAAACCUCUGGGAAACCAUUUUAACUUUCUUUUUUUUUUUUUUGGGUGAGUUAUUCAAUAGCGCCCUUUCAUUGAUUUUGUGGCUUUAUUGUUAUAUCAUAUGAGAAGAUGUGAAGAUAAUAUUUGAUUUAGACAAUGGAAGUUCUCAUUUUAA
This is a messenger RNA of Mangifera indica (mango), 1109 nucleotides long. RefSeq names its product pentatricopeptide repeat-containing protein At4g38150-like. The transcript has a single exon. The coding region runs from base 188 to 979 and encodes 263 amino acids. The record is from RefSeq and is a predicted model, not a curated record. NCBI's taxonomy places the organism in Eukaryota, Viridiplantae, Streptophyta, Magnoliopsida, Sapindales, Anacardiaceae. Gene Ontology annotation, molecular function: protein binding.